AACAAGCACCAUAUAGAAUAAGCAGAUAAACCCUUAAACGAAUGGUCCGAUUGUUCUAAUAAAGCAGCUAUGGCCACCACCUCACGUAUGCAGGAGCUUGGUGAAGCUUCACGGCGCAUGAUCGUCAUUUUAAAGGCGUGCUGAGUGACGUCAUCCGAAGUGACGGAAGCUGAAGACAUGAGCAACCUCGCACUGACCGGCUGUGCACAAGAAGAUUUGGCAUGUUAUCGAAUGUUUGCAAGUGACCUUGGACUGUGAAUGACUUUAGAAAAACCCAUCACUGAAAUACAAAAGAGAAAUAGAAAAAGCUGCUGUUCAGAUUACAUCUAAAUGGAUAUAAAAAAGGAGACUUAUGAGGCUGCCAUAAAUCCCAGAGAAGUAAUGGCUGUAAGUAUUAAGAAGGAGGAGUGUGAGUGGGAGUGCAUCCACCCUCAACAGGAGAGUCUCUGCAUUAAGGAGGAGGAGGAGCAGGACUGUGAGACAGGGUUAGUGAACAUUAAAGAAGAGGCUGAAGAGACAUCUGUCAGCAUUGAGACAAACAUUUCUAAAAGUGUGCAGAAUGUCAAGGAAGAGGACCAUCAGUGUGGGGGUGAAGAUGGAGCAGUGACCGGGUUAGUCUCCUCUCACAGCAGACCCUGUGCAUCAUCAGAGCCAUCUGUCCUUGUGAAGUCUGAAUCGUCACAGCCUGACACAAAGAGGACUGAAGACCCUUCAUCCAUUAGAAUUCAGGAAGAUGAGCCGCCAACUACAAAACAGGCCGAAAAAAGAGACAAACCUCACUGUUGUUCUGAAUGUGGCAAACAAUUCUAUCGCAGAAGUGAUCUUCAGAGCCAUCUAAGAAUUCACACUGGAGAGAAGCCUUUUUGCUGUUUGGAAUGUGGCAAAGAGUUUUCAAGAAAAAGCCACCUGCAGAGUCACAAAAUAAUCCACACUGGAGAGAAGCCGUAUUGCUGUUUGGAAUGUGGCAGACAAUUCUAUUCCAGGAAGUCUCUUCAGACCCACAAAAGAAUUCACUCCGGAGAGAAGCCAUUUUGCUGUACAGAGUGUGGCAAACAAUUCUGUGACAGGAGUCAUCUUCUGAGCCACAAAAGAAUCCACACGGGAGAGAAGCCAUUUUGCUGUUCGGAUUGUGGAAGACAGUUCUCUCACAAGAGUACGCUGCACAGGCACAAAAGAAUUCACACUGGGGAGAAGCCAUAUUGCUGUUCGGAAUGUGGCAAGCAAUUCCGUGAUAAGGGUAGUUUUGAGAUCCACACUAGAAUCCACACUGGAGAAAAACCAUAUGGCUGUUUGGAAUGUGGCAAACAGUUCUGUCACAAGAGGAGCUUUCAGUGCCACACAAGAAUUCACACAGGAGAGAAGCCAUAUUGCUGUAGUGAAUGUGGCAAACAGUUCUGUGACUGGAGUCAUCUUCAGAGCCACAAAAGAAUUCACACGGGAGAGAAGCCAUAUUGCUGUACAGAGUGUGGUAAACAGUUCUGUCACAAGAACACUCUGCGGAGACACAAACGAAUUCACACUGGAGAGAAGCCAUAUUCUUGUUCAGAAUGUGGUAAACCAUUCCGUGAAAAGAGUACCUUUCAGAGCCACAUGAGAAUUCACACUGGAGAGAAGCCGUAUUGCUGUUCGGAGUGUGGCAAACAAUUCUGUCACAGGAGGAGUCUUCAGUGCCAUACUCGAAUUCACACUUAAGAGAAGCAUAUUGCUUUUUGAAAUGUGGCAAAUGAUUUUGUCACCAUCAUAAUCUCCAAUGCUGACAAAAGAAUUCCCUCUGGAGAGACAUUGAAUACACACAAAGGAAAUGAAAUGGCCUGAGAAUCCAUGCUUAGAGCACUGGUGCAGACGCCAAUACCAAACUUUUGUUUUAAACAAAGUACAGCACUGCAGUGGGAUAUGACUGAGUGUAUACAGUAAAUGUGUUACAAUCAAUGCAGCACCGAUAGAUGACACCAAAGUGGCUUACUAUAGGAACAACUCUCUGACUAUCUUCAGACCCACAAAAAAGUUCACACAGGAGAGAAGCAGUAUUGCUGUACAGAGUGUGGCAAACAAUUCCGGCAAAAAAAUUGGUUUUGACAUCCACACUA
This is a messenger RNA of Erpetoichthys calabaricus (reedfish), 2087 nucleotides long. RefSeq names its product zinc finger protein OZF-like. Gene Ontology annotation, molecular function: RNA polymerase II cis-regulatory region sequence-specific DNA binding; DNA-binding transcription factor activity. Lineage: Eukaryota; Metazoa; Chordata; Cladistia; Polypteriformes; Polypteridae. Gene Ontology annotation, biological process: regulation of transcription by RNA polymerase II. Bases 331 to 1692 code for a protein of 453 amino acids. The transcript has 3 exons. The record is from RefSeq and is a predicted model, not a curated record.